This is a messenger RNA of Daucus carota subsp. sativus, 947 nucleotides long. Its product is annotated as LOB domain-containing protein 41. The transcript is spliced from 2 exons. Lineage: Eukaryota; Viridiplantae; Streptophyta; Magnoliopsida; Apiales; Apiaceae. The record is from RefSeq and is a predicted model, not a curated record. Bases 89 to 787 code for a protein of 232 amino acids. Gene Ontology annotation, biological process: regulation of gene expression.
UCUUGUCUUCCAUCUUCAAACACUUCUACAACAUCCUCAAAAGCCAACACCCAUCUCUCCUGUCCUAAAAAUCAUCAGUUGUAUCACAAUGCGAACUAGCUGUAAUGGUUGUCGAGCGCUCCGUAAGGGAUGCAGUGAUGACUGUAGCAUCAAACCUUGCCUUCAGUGGAUCAAAUCUCCCGAUUCUCAGGCCCAUGCCACUGUCUUCUUGGCCAAGUUUUACGGCCGCGCGGGAUUACUAAAUCUCGUCAACACUGGCCCCACCCAUCUCCGUCCUGCUAUAUUUAGGUCGCUAUUAUACGAAGCUUGUGGCCGAAUAGUGAACCCAAUCUACGGGUCUGUCGGGUUAUUAUGGUCCGGAAACUGGCAGCUUUGCCAAGAUGCUGUGGAGGCGGUUUUAAAAGGAAGCCCAAUCACAAAAAUUGCAAGCGAGACUGCUGAAACUAAUGAUGGGCCGCCACUGAAGGCCUAUGACAUUCGUCACAUCCCGAAAGAUGAUAAUUCUUCCGGGUCGAACCAGCUUCACCGGGUCAGGAAUCGGUGCAGGUUCAAGAAGUCGGGUGCAAAAACGCAAGCUAGUUCGGGUUGGGUCCGACCCGAGGACGAGUAUACCCGAUCACCGAGUCAUGAGUCGACAUUGAGCCAUUUAUCUGAGGUGGCUAUUAAUGUGGAGGCUUCUAAAAACUUGGCUUGUGCAGAUACGGCUGAGCCCGAGCCCGAGGGUUCGGCCCAUUUUGAAGCUGAUGGGGAAAUUGAACUGGAGUUGACGUUGGGGUUGAGUAUCUAGGCGGGGUCUUAGAAACCCACUAAUUUUGGGCUUGUUUAGUUUUUAAUGGGCUUUUAUGCUUGUAUACUUUUGUCUUUAAUUAGAAAUGUACAAAUUGUGAUUAUAACUUUGUACUAAAGAUAGAUAACUUUGUUUUGAAUGGGCAUUCAACUUUUCUCAA